Messenger RNA from Caenorhabditis angaria, 1467 nucleotides. The record is from the annotation of a GenBank genome assembly. NCBI's taxonomy places the organism in Eukaryota, Metazoa, Nematoda, Chromadorea, Rhabditida, Rhabditidae.
AUGAUCUUGAGUUUGGUGAUGCUUCGACUAGUUUUUAUAUUGUUGGUUUCGAAGAGUUCGGUUUGGGUAUCUGGCGAGAUUUUGAAACCACAGGUCAGUUAAAUACAUUUCAGGGAUAUUUGUUGGAAAAUUGUUGGGAGUUUCAAAAUAAACUUCAAAUUCAAAAAAAUAUGGAUAAUUCAAGUUAACUUUUGUUUGAAUUCCGAAAUGAUCCAGAUACUUUACAAAAAUAAAUUUCAACCAAGGCAACUUUUUGUAGCGAUGAUUUUCAACUUUUAAUAAAUAAACACAAUUCAGAAUUUCAUGACAAAUAUUAUUUUUCAAAUCCCGAAUUCAGGUUUCCCAAUCCACUUUCUGAAUUUUUUUGAAACUCAAAUUCGGGAACAAUUUUGGUUUUUUUUUUGCAUUUUGACUGAAAAUAUUGGGAAAGAUAUUCUUCAAAUAUGACAAAAAAAUGUUUCAAUUUUUUUCAGAAUUUGUGUCCGAAAUUUCUGGAAAAAUUUGAACUUUCACAUAUUAAUCAAGAUUUCCUAGUUUUUCUUGAGUUUUUUUUUCGAAAUUUCUGUUACUGAUUGAAGUUUAUUUAUAAUUUUUUUUUCAAAUGAUAGGAAAAAAUGAGUUUAGAUUCUAAGAUAAAAUUCAUCGUUUUUUUUUUGAAAUUUUGAAAUUUACUUUUAAAAAUCUCAAAAUAAUAAAUUCAGGAAAUUUUUUCCCCGAGAUUAUAUGAGAUCAAAAAAACCUCUGGUUUCAUUCUGAAAGUUUUUCACAAAAUUCCUCUAAAUUUCCAAACUUUCAGAUGGACGCAGUUCUUCUCGAUGAACUUCUCCGCGAUAUUGUCGAUUCUUCAAUGUCCGAACUUCGUUUUCGUCUUCAAGAAGCCGUAUUUGCCACUGCAUUUCGUCGUCGAAUCCAACAAUCUGCUUCCUCCUCUUCUUCAGAAUCGAAAAAUACAAUGAUCGACAAAUUCUUUGAUGAUUAUUUGAGUGCCACAACAACCAAACCAACUACAACAUUAGCUCCACAAAAACUAUCAAUAGCUCUUGAAACCUAUACAAAAUCUCCAAUAAAAUUGAUAACCGCUGGAAAUAUUGAAGAAGAAUCGAAAGAUCUGGAAGAAACAACCGCUUCUGGAAGAAUGUUUAAUGAUGCUGCAUUGAAGGUUUGUUCAAUUCAAUAUAUAAACUAACCUUUCUAAAAUCUUUUUAUAUUUUUCAGGAUCCUUCACUUCCUCGAAUUCCAGUUUGGAUUGCUCUAACAGUUUCAUCAAUUUGUUUCCUCUCAUUUCUUCUUUUCAUAUUCUCAUUAUGUUUUUAUUGUUCUCGUCAACGCCACAUUCACAAACUUCCACGAAAUCCUCCCCAGAUGCCAUCUCCUUUAACAGUCGCCGGACUUCGUCGAUCUUCCGUAAUAAUUGAAAAUGAUCGUGCAAAUUCCUCAAUUAUGUGGUCAAAUCCUCAUUUACCCUAA